AACUUGAGUGUGUUAACUACACCUUGACCUUUAGCUGCUAAGGUGCAGCUCAGUAAGGAGAUCGAGGAGAUGAAGCAGAGUAAGGAGGAGCUGGAGGUGAGGAUGAACGCCCUCAAGUCUCAGUAUGAAGGACGACUUCUGCGGCUGGACAGAGAGCUGAGAGAACUGAGAGGGACACAGGCACAGUCGGACCCCCGAGAGGAGCCCCAGGACCAGAGUGGAGCUAAGGCGGGGGAUCAGGCCAGACCUGCAGACCAGAGACAGAUUUCUCUGAAGAGUCCUGCUCAAGACCGCGGAAGCUCCAGCCUGUCCGACCCCCCCACUGCCAACAUCCGCCCCACCACAAGUACUCCAUCUCCUAGUAACAAGCCGAGCCCCUCCCAAGGUAGCAAGUCCACACCUCGUGCCAGCAUCCGGCCAAUGGUUACCCCAGCAACUGUGUCCAUCCCAACACCUACCGCCACUGUCAUGCCGACCACACAGACUGACAGUCAAGAUGUGCUGAUGGGUGCAGGAGCCGCUGUGCACUCCACCAGCUCCAGUCUGGUGAACACACCCACUUCAAUGACUCAGCCAACCAGCACCCAGGCCACAGCUUUUGUCCAGCCCACCCAGCAGCAGCCAGCCAAUCAGGACGCAGGCCCCAGUAUGGAUGCAGAGCGACCAUCUACGUCCUCUUUUCUGAGUGGAACAGCAGGUUCAAAGCGAAGCAUAGAUGAUGAAGACCGGGAAGAGGAGAACACACCUCCGACCUUGAAAAAACAAAAGAUAGCACUGCAG
Notothenia coriiceps (black rockcod) is the source of this 780-nucleotide messenger RNA. Its product is annotated as nucleoprotein TPR-like. Gene Ontology annotation, biological process: mRNA export from nucleus; regulation of mitotic spindle assembly. The transcript has 5 exons. Gene Ontology annotation, molecular function: structural constituent of nuclear pore. The annotation marks the transcript as partial. The record is from RefSeq and is a predicted model, not a curated record. Gene Ontology annotation, cellular component: nuclear pore. NCBI's taxonomy places the organism in Eukaryota, Metazoa, Chordata, Actinopteri, Perciformes, Nototheniidae.